Molecule: messenger RNA, 336 nt
Organism: Miscanthus lutarioriparius
Lineage: Eukaryota; Viridiplantae; Streptophyta; Magnoliopsida; Poales; Poaceae
Source: the annotation of a GenBank genome assembly
AUGUUGACCGCUGCUGUUUCUAGAGAUGUUUUCGCUUCUCCACCUGUUGAUUCUAUUUUAGCUGCUAUUCGAGCUAUAACUGGUCCCCUGGGGUGCCUUCUAAUAGUAAAGAACUACACUGGUGAUAGACUGAAUUUUGGAUUAGCUGCUGAGCAGGCAAAAUCUGAAGGCUAUAAGAUGGAGAUGGUCAUUGUUGGAGAUGAUUGUGCCCUUCCCCCACCUAGAGGGAUAGCUGGUAGAAGAGGUUUAGCUGGAACAAUUCUUGUGCAUAAGAUUUUCCUCUUAGGCUCAUCCCCAGUUACUGGCAUGUUACAUUCUUUCACUCAGCCAAGUUGA